AUGCCUCGCGACCAGAGCCAGCGCCUCACCCCCGACCGGGCGAAGCACCUUGAGCGAAACCGCAUCGCGGCCAACAAGUGCCGACAAAAGAAGAAGCGUGAACAUCAGCAAGUGCAAAACACGCUGCACGACGAGACCGCGCGCCACGACUCGCUCGUCGCCGAAGUGAACAACCUCCGCGAAGAGAUCUGGCAGCUCAAGAACUCCAUCUUUGCCCACGCCACCUGCAACGACCAACACAUCAACCAACAGCUCGCGAAAAUGGCCGAGAACGCGCUCAGCACGAGCGUCAGCCCCGAGCAGAGGCGGCUGUCGUCGCCAGCGUACUCGUCUCAGAGCUUCUCGGAUGGAUCGGCGGAAAACGGGCUGGAGAUGGAGCUUAAACCAGAGCCUUUGCCAGAUGUCUCCGGGUCCUUCCUUACGGAUCCUGCCCUUUUCGAUGGGGCAUAUGACGGGGUAUCAGACUUUGGGUUUGAUCGGUUUAUUAAUGUGGACAAUAUUUGA
Messenger RNA from Penicillium argentinense, 504 nucleotides. RefSeq names its product bZIP transcription factor. Gene Ontology annotation, biological process: regulation of transcription by RNA polymerase II. The record is from RefSeq and is a predicted model, not a curated record. Gene Ontology annotation, molecular function: RNA polymerase II cis-regulatory region sequence-specific DNA binding; DNA-binding transcription factor activity, RNA polymerase II-specific. The transcript has a single exon. The coding region runs from base 1 to 504 and encodes 167 amino acids. NCBI's taxonomy places the organism in Eukaryota, Fungi, Ascomycota, Eurotiomycetes, Eurotiales, Aspergillaceae.